This is a messenger RNA of Theileria orientalis strain Shintoku, 1578 nucleotides long. RefSeq lists its product as hypothetical. The transcript has a single exon. The record is from RefSeq and is a predicted model, not a curated record. Lineage: Eukaryota; Apicomplexa; Aconoidasida; Piroplasmida; Theileriidae. Bases 1 to 1578 code for a protein of 525 amino acids.
AUGGGAGGGAUUUACUCUGACCUUAAUGUUUAUUUUCACAGCAGAAAAGGCAAAUAUUCAGGUACUGGAUAUACUGUGUCUACGAAACUUAAGAGAUUAACUGGAUGUAGUUGUUUUUUUGAACGUUGUUACGAGAUUAAAUUUACUAAUGGUAGUGGUUUGCGUCAUAACGUGAUAUUAUACGAUAGUUCUAGUAAUAAAGAUAAAAAUAACUAUGUUUUCGCUUAUUGUCAUCCUGGUAAUCCUAAUGAAGUUGUAAAAAAAGUUCAUGUGUAUUAUUCAGUCUUGGCACCUGAACACCCUCUUGUUAUUUCGUUCGAAACUGAAAUAAAGAAGUAUGACUGUUAUUAUAAACUAUUGAAAACAGCCAGAUGGGAUUAUGCUUCGCAUAUAACUGAAUAUUCUAUUGAUAAACCCGUUGACGCCAAUAUUUUGGAUGAUGAAUUCAAAAAAUUAACUUUGAAUAAAAAAAUCAAAUUAACGACUGAAAGUGAUAAUAAAUUUGUUACUGUAAGCAGACAUCAUUUAUCUUCUAGUCACUUCAGGUUUACAUUUAUUUCGAAAGGGGUUAAGUCUGUUAUGGGAAGUAAACUUCUAUUCUCCAUGGAUUUUGACACGAAAGAACCUAAAAGCACUGAUCCUAAAGCUAAUGCAAAUAAAAAUCAAAUUGAUCCUUAUUUUCUUCAUUCAGUUAAGGGUCACUUUUUUGAUGGAAUUAUCGUUUAUUUUGAAAGAAAAGAUCCCAAACCCAAACGUCAAAAUAGAGACUAUGAAGGUACUGCUUUACUUAUAGAGUUUAUUGAUUCCACUAAUGGGACAAUCCAAUUUAUGAGAAAAGAUAAUGACGGUUAUUGUUGGUCUGAAGAAAAAGUUGAUUACAAUGAAGAUAAAAAACUGAUAACAAAGCUAAAUGAAAUCAAAGGAGGACUUGAUAAUAACAGUGUUACUGUCAUUAUCGAUGAGACUAGUCAAUACUUUGGUGUUCAAAAAGUUGGACCCGGCGAGGGUAAAGUAUGCAAAAAAUAUACACACGAGUUUAAUGCAGCCAACAAUCCUAAAAUCAUAUUCAAAAGGAAAACAAUAACAAUCACUGCAAAAGGCAUAACAGGUGUCACGGCAAAAAAAGUUGAGGUGUAUUAUUUGAAUGCUGGUGGUAAAGAGGAUACACAACCAUUUUUAAUUGUGUUUCAUAAAGAAGAUAAUGGUAAAGCCGAGAAAGCAUAUCACUUUAUUAAUACCGACAAGUUUGAAGAGUGGGUGGAGUUUAACAAAGGAAAACCUGAUGGUAUAGAAAAAAAGGUAGAAAAGAUAGAACAAUACUGUGCUUGUUUAUCUAAUAUAACCACAGUUAGAUGGUAUGCUCAUCAGAUCCUAAUUGGUGAAGAACCACCUCCACCAAAACCAGAGGAAAAAACAACACCGACAAGACCAAAAGUAGAAGAACCAAAGCCACCGCCUGAAGAACCACCAGUAUGGCUGAUUGUAGGCUGUGUUGCAGCUGGUGUUGUUGUAAUAGUUACUUCAGUCGUUGUUUAUGGUAUCUAUUGGUACAACACCACCAUCAAACUCUUGACAUAG